Messenger RNA from Rhipicephalus sanguineus (brown dog tick), 609 nucleotides. RefSeq names its product NADH dehydrogenase [ubiquinone] 1 alpha subcomplex subunit 13 (gene ND-B16.6). NCBI's taxonomy places the organism in Eukaryota, Metazoa, Arthropoda, Arachnida, Ixodida, Ixodidae. The transcript has 4 exons. The record is from RefSeq and is a predicted model, not a curated record. Bases 53 to 508 code for a protein of 151 amino acids.
GUUCAUCUGAAGCCACUCCAAGCCAGCAACCGCGCCGCGGGGCCCGUGCGGAAUGGCGACGUCGGGGUACAAGCAGGAUUUGCCUCCUGAAGGGGGCUAUGCCCCCUUCAAUUUUAAGCGUGUGCCUGCCAGAGUGUUGAUGUCCGGUUACAGGCUGUUUGGGCUCUACGCAGUUUUUACUGGCUUCUCAUGGUACAUGUUGAAGAACUGUUUUGUUAGGAAGAAGUUGAUUGAAAUAGAACAUGCCGAUGGGCAUAAUGCGCUACAGCCUCUUCUGCUUGCUGAGAGAGACAGAUUGUACCUGAAGCAGCUGAAGAAAAACCGUGAAGAAGAGCGGGAGCUGAUGAAGGAUGUGCCUGGGUGGGAAGUGGGCACCUACUACGGAGAGCGUCUGUACAAGACAAUCAGUCCCGACACGCACAUCGACCCCUUUGCCGACGAGUUCUUUGCGCAUGCGGAACCCAAGAGAGCCUACGACAUCUGGCACUACUGGGACACCAACUUCUAAGCUGCAGUGGAUUUUCACCAUUUGCUAGAGGCACUGCCUAUUUCAUUUGUUUGUUAUAGAUAUCCCACUUGAGUGCUUUCAUUAAAGAGUGCAAGAGCCUG